AUGGCACAGGCUGCGAGCUCUACGGCGAGCUUAAGUGCUAGCGCUGCUCCAAGCCCUACCAUUAGAGAAAUGAGCUCUUCAUUCGCUCGAUCGUUAAAUGAAAAUUCUUCACUGAUCCGGCAAUCACUGGAGCGCUUACGAAACUUUUCCGGUAAUCCAAUAGACGACGAUGCAAACAUCAUCAAGGCAUUCAAGUACUUGAAAGAUAAAACUCACCAUGAUGCAGAAAGCGAUGAUGGUGCUUCGCUUGUUUCAUUAAUUACUGCUACAUUAAUUAUUCCAUGUUAUCAAUUCUAUUCAAUACAUGAUAAAUUUUCGGUACAUUUUUUCCAAUUAUUCGAAUUAAUAUUAUCACAUUCUUCAGUCUCAAACAAUGAAAACUUUCGAUUUUCCAUUGCCGUAUUUAUUUCACGUACGAAUGUUUAUCGAUCGAAUUCGAUUCUUACUCGAAUUGACAAGUGGACAAUUCCAAUAUGGCUCGGAGAACCAAUCAGUUCAAAUUCAACAGCAAAUAAAAUGCGUUUUGAAUCUGGAAAACAGUUUCCAUUCACACCAGAUUCACCAGGAUGCACCAUAUUGUGUGAUAACACCAAGUAUCCAAUUGAUAUCACCAAUCAAUUUGACUCAUUUAUUGAAAAAGCCAGUAAGCGUCAAGAUACAAAUGCUGAUGAAUUAACUGCUCUUGAAAGCAUUUUAAAUCAGUUAUUUCGUUGUCAAUUUAUACUCCAAUCAUUUUUGAAUGCAGAUCAAUGCUUAUCAUCGAUGUUAUCAUUUGCAGUUCAACGUCUGCGCAUAGUAGACGUUCGAUUAACAUAUGAGACCAGCACACAAGCUCAUAUACAAUUAGCAUCAAUUAAAAAUCAAAUGUUAAAUAAAUUCGACUAUUUACCAGAUUCAGGUAAUGGUGAAUUUAAACUUAUUCAAAGUGAAUGUAGAGUUCGAUGGACAGAUGGUAAAGAAUUCAUCUAUCCAGCAAAUACGAUUCACCCACGACCAUCAUUUUUAUUACCAAUAUCAAAAUUAUUACAAUAUGCAUAUGUUCAACAGCAAGAUAAUGAUGAUACAGAAACGAAAGGACUUUGGAAUUUACUAUUACAAACAAUUUAUCAAACAUUUACAGGAUAUUUGGAAGCUUCAACAUCUAAUCUUGAUGUAGCAAAUGGCAAUGUAAAAGAUUUUUUUGUCUAUUUUUUGACUCGUGAAGACGAACAGAUACGAGAGACAGGAACAAAACUCAUUACAACAUUUAUCAAGGAAUUCUCUAUUUCAACGGAUGAAAGCCUUAAACCGUUAUUAUCAUGUUCAAUUAUUGGAAAAAUUUUUCAAUCUAUGAUCGAUAAUGAAAAAUAUUCAAUUAAGGAAAGUUUAUUUAAUGAAUAUCUGCAGCCAUUAUCGAAUUGGUCACCUGAUGAUUUAUGUUCAUUAUUGACAGCAUUAACUAUGAACUUAAGUGAAAUUUCAUCAUUACAAAAUGAAAAUCUCGAUUAUCGUCAUGUAUGGUUCCAAUUCUUUGUUAAUUUAAUGAAUUUUAAUCUUGAUCGGUUGACAUCGUCAAUAAUAAAGAUGAAUCCAAAUUUUAUCGAAUUUUGUCGACAAAUUCAAACAUCAUUAUUUACACAAUUAUUUCAACCAACAAUAGAAAAUUCAUUUCAAAUUUUAAAAUUUAUGAUUAAAAAUGGUAAAAAAGACUGGAUUAAAAUUGUAUUAGAAAUUGUCGAUCAACAAACGAAGGAUAAUUACGUACAAGAAAAUAUGCAUGAGUUAUUGAAAGACUGUCGUCUAUAUGCAUUUGAUAACUGGAAAGUAGCCUCAAGCUUUGAUCUUUUACUUUCAUUGAUAAAAUCUAAUACAGAUAAAAAUCCACUACUUCUUUUUGAAUUUCUCUUACUCUUAGAAAAAUUAUUUGAUGGGCAAUUAAAGCUGAAAAAAUUUAAUAUUUCAACAACAAUUCAGCCGAUUAUUCACAUUCUUCAUCUGGUGUUUUCAAAUCAAAACAAUGACCAACAACUUGUUUGGAAUUUUACAUUUCGUCGUGGUAUAUUAUCAUGCACAACAUCAAUUAUUCUUUAUUUGAUUGAUCAAAUCAACAUGCAAACAUUAACCAUCAAUACAGAUGAUUUGCAACGAAUUAUUCAAUCUACAAUAUUACUUCCCGUCGAGUAUAGACAAAUGUCACGAUUAUUCAAUUUUGCACUUCGAUCAAAACAACAAGUUUUAAUUAAGUAUUGGUUCAAACAAUUAUUAACGCUGACAUUAUUAACAAAUGAUAAUUUAAAUGAUGAAGAAAUCCUUAAAUAUACUUCAUCCAAUGAUGAGCAAUCAUCAUUUUGUUUACAACCAUCAACUAUAAUGAAACUUAUUGGCAUGUACACUUAUGAACUUAUUGAAUUAUUACAUGAAAAAUUCGAUCAUGCCACGAAUUUAAUUUCAUCAUCAACAUUUACUUUUCUUUCAACGUGCAUUCAACAAUCUUUACCUAUUUGUAUUCAAUGUCUAUUACAUAAAAAUUCUCAUAUACGUGUAUCAAUUGCUCGUUUAGUUGGUCGUGCAUUAAAUAUGCAAUCAGAUGAUCUUAUAAAACUUUUACAAAGUUUGCAAGAUUCAAAUAGUGAAAAUAUCAAUAUGACAACUGUAACACCGUUAAAUCUAUUUAAUGAUCAACAACGGUCAAUUACACAAAUGCAAACUGUGCCAGUACACCUUUUAGAACGUGAGAAAAGACGUUCGAAAUCUCAAAUACCUUUUCGUACGAUAAAACGAUUGGAUUUUGAAACAUUAUCUCAGCAUUUAAAAUCAUUAACUAAUUUUGAUGAUAGUUCAAAAACUGACACAACUAAUUUAGAUACAGUAAGAAAUUUAAUUGGGGAAUGUCCAGAUGAAUUUCGUCAUUUAAUACCAAGUCGUCGUCAAUUACCAUCACUUGUACAAACAAAAACUAUGCUUAAUAAUCGUCAACGUAUUAUUGAAUGUAUACGAACACCUAUUCAUUUAUUAUUACAAGGUGAAACCGGUGUAGGAAAGAGUAGUCUUAUACUUGAUGUUGCUGCUGAUCUUCAGAAACCAUUAAUUCGUUUCAAUCUUUCAUCAAAAACUGAUAUUGGUGGUUUAUUUGGUUCAGUUAAAUUGAAAACAGUCAAAAGUGCAAACGAUCAACAACAAGAAAUUGAAUUAGAUUAUGAAGAAGGUCCAUUUACCACAGCUUAUCGUAAUGGCCAUUGGCUUUUAUUGGAUGAAAUGAAUUUAGCACCACCAAAUGUUCUUCAAGCAAUUGAACAAGCAUUGGAAUCCGGUGUAUUGACAAUACCAAAUAUUGAAGAUGAGGAUAAUGCUGAAGAACAACAAAAUGAAGCAAAACAGAAUUGUCGUGUCUAUCAAAUACAUCCAGAAUUUCGUCUUUUUGCAACACAAAAUCCAUCAGCAGGCAAAUAUAAAGACGCACGUGAUACACAAUCAACAGCUCUAUUAAAUCGUUUCAGUAUUUUUAUUGUUGAAGGACCACAAAAUAAUGAACUAGUCGAUAUUGUUACAAAUAAAUUAAAAAAUGAAAAAUUUCCUUUUUCAACUCAAACUACACAAAUGGUAGAUUUACAUUUGAAAAUCAUGGAAAUCACUAAAGAAAAUGAUUUCAAAGAACGAAAUAGAAACUAUUCUGAAAUAACCAUACGUGAACUUUUCCGUUGGUGUCAAAGUUUAUGUGAUUAUGAAAAGAUGUUGAUUAAAUGUUCACAAACAGUUAGUAAACUUGCUGCUGAUAUAUUCAAUCAAAUUCUUACUGAACAAGCGUAUGCUAUUUAUGGCUUACGAUUUCGCGAAGAACAGAGUCAAAGUCAAAUUAAAACAAUUAUUGAAAAUCUCUUUCGUGUCAGCCCAAUACCAUCACCGCAAUUAUCGGUUGAAUAUCGUCCGAGUAACAAUGCUGUUGCAUUUCUAUCCAAACAACGUUUAUUAUUACAAAUGCCAAUAGUUUCUCUCGAUCGUGUUCUUAACGAUUGGCCAUCACAUAUUAGGAAACCGAGUAAUAAUCAAGAAAUUACGAAAAUGAUUAAAAUUCACAAUCAUUUCUUUAAAUAUUUUCACAAUGAACAUAUAACACAGAUUUAUGAUUGCUCUUAUACAUUAUUCUGGUCAAUGAUAGAAAGAAGACAUUCUCAAAAUUUGACUCUAGCUGAAAUAGUUGUUGAAACGUAUACAAGUCUAUGUCGAGAUGAAAAACAGCGAAUGGAAAUCAUCAAAUAUAUUGCUGCAGAAUUUAGUGAACCUGAAACAUAUCUUUCAAAAUCUGCUUCAUCACUUUCAUCUGCUCAUUCGUCAUUUUAUCUCGACAAUGAAGCUAAUCGUAUUGCACAAUUUAUUUUAGCAGCAUCACCAUCACAACCAAUUCUAAUUGUCGGUCCAGAAGGAUGCGGUAAAAGUCAUUUUGUUCAAGCAAUAGCUACAUUAACAAAUGUCCGCUGCCAGCAUUUAUAUUUAACACCACAAACCGAACCAGCAGCUCUUGUCGGCUCUCUCGUACCACAUCCAAAAUUACCACAUUGGCAUGAUGGUGCUGUAAGCGAAGCGAUUACUAAAGGGUAUUGGCUUAUUCUUGAAAACUUUUCUGAAGCAUCAUCAGCUGUUCUUGAACGUUUAAAUCCUGUUCUUGAACAACCACCUCAAUGGGUUAAAGUAGAAAAUAAUGAAACAGAACCUGUAUCAGUCAAUCCUAAUUUUCGCAUUAUUGCUACAAUGUCUCCACCAACUGGUCGAUUACAAAAUGCUUCAAUCGAAACAAAUCAUGAGCUUUCACCUGCUUUAUAUAAUCGAUUUUUAAUUAUUUAUUAUCAAGGUUUAAAAUUAUCAUCGUUAGAUGUCUAUAAAAAUAUGUUUAAAUCAUAUUUUCCAACGAAUGAAAAACAACUCAUUAAUUCUGUUUGUGAGAAACUUCAUUCGGAACCAUUAACACCAAGACAAUUAGUUCAAUUUAUUGAUUGUGCAUUUAAAUUACAACAUUCAAAAAUUAUAACAGAACGAAGAAUAGAUUUACCAUCUGUUUUACUUUCAGCUUUUGAACUUGUUUUUAAUAGUGAUCCAACAAAAGCACAGAUAUCAUCUGUUAAAUCAUAUUUGAAAAAAGAAGCAAAACAUGGUUCUAUUGAUUUCUUUGAUCUUUCAGUUCCGGACAGAGUACGUGAAAAACAUCGUGAACAUAUUAUUGAUCCUGAUAAAACACCGACACGUCAUGAUGCAGCAAAACGUCUAUGUGCAUCUGUUAUUUGUUCACGUCCUGUUCUUCUUGAAGGCCCUGCUGCAACAGGUAAAACAAGUUUAAUUGAAUAUCUGGCACAAUGUGAUAAUAAAAUUCUAUAUCGAGUUAAUAAUACAAAAGGUACAACCAUACAAGAUUAUUUUGGUUCAUAUAUGCAAAAUGGUGAAUUUCUAAAUGGAGCAUUAUCUCGUGCCAUGCUUGAUGGAGAUUGGUUUGCUGCCGAUGAAUUUGAUUUAGCUGAACCAGCUGUAAUGAAUGUUUUGUAUCCAAUUUUGGAAGGUCAACAAUGUCUUACUGUACCAAACACUGGUCAAACAUUAAUGGCACGCGAUGGAUUUCGUUUUUUUGCAACACAAAAUGGCACGAGUUAUGUCGGACGAAAACAAUUACCAAAAACAUUGCGUUCACGAUUUUUAGAAAUACAAUUUCAUUCAUUUACUGAAGACGAACUUAAAUAUAUAAUUAUCCAACGAAAAUCAACAUCAACUGUAUCAAAAGCAUCGGCAAAAUUCGAUGAUGAUUUGGAAAAAGUCGCGCCAAAAAUAGCAUCAAUGGUUACAAAUUUGAACAAAGAGAUCGAUGAGAAACAACAACCACUUUUAGGUGCACCAAAACUUGGUUUAACAAUGCGUGAAGUCAUUAAAUGGAUUAAUCGAAAACAACGAAAAACUGAUGUCGAUUGGGAUGAACAUGCAUUGAGAUUAUUAGAAUCACGUGUACCAAAAAAACUCAAUGAUGCGUUUAUUAGAUGUCUAAAAAUAUCAUUUCCAGAUUUAAUCGAGCAAGUAUCUCAUGUUAAAAUCGAGGGUAACCAAAUAUCACUUACUCGUCCACUUUGUUUACCAAUAUCAUAUAAAUUUGCUAAUUUCGACGCAGCAAUCAAUUUACAAUUAUCGUCUGCAACAGCGUCACAAAAUUUGUUGCUCUCACUUUGGCGUGUAUUUGCCGCUGCCGAACAACAUGAGCCAAUUCUUUUACUUGGACCAACUUGUUAUAAAACCGAAUUGAUCAAAAUCUGGUCAAAAUUAAUGGCAAAAGAAUCCGAACUCUGUAUAAUUACUUGUUCAACAUCAACCGAAACAAACGACCUCAUCGGAUCGAUUAGACCAUAUACAACUGCUGAUGCUUUGAGUUUAUUAUUGAACUGCUUGAAUCAACUUUAUGAGCGUGCGAAAAAGAAUCUAUCGAAAAAUGCUUCUGCAAUAGAUUUUAACGAAUUUACCGAAUUUCGUACAAAUUGUGAUGCAUUUGCUGAUGAUAUUGAUAAAUUUAUUAGUCAAAUCAAAAAACAACAAGAGAAAAAGACAGUUCGAAAACAUCAAACAACAAAAAAUAGUGAACAACCAUCUGAACCAAUUGUUACAUCGGAAGAUAUCAACGUCAAUCCAGAGUCAAGUCAAAACAAUGAUUUCACACCUCUGCCAAUAUGUAAUUUACCUCCACAGUCGACGGCAACAACAGAUCAAUUCAAUAGUAUAAAAAAAUACUCCACUGACGAUGACGAUGAAUAUUUUGAAAAAAUUUAUUCCACUAAACACGUAGUCGACAUGAUGGCGAAUGAUCAAGACGACGUUGAUCCAUUCACAGUAAUAGACAAUGAUCAAACUGAUGUUGAUCCAUUUACAGUAGUUCACAAUCAUUCCGAAGAAGAGGAGAUUGAUCCUUUCAGUGCUUCUGCAGCCGUUCUAAUAAAACCAGAAGAAGAUGAUGAAAUUGAUCCAUUCAGCACAGGUCAACCAUCACAACUUUCAGAUGAUGAAAAACUUUUAGAGUUUUUUAUGGGAGCACAAUCGGAUGAUCAAUCAACGGCGCAUUUUUUGCCUUCUUCAUUUGAUAUGAAAGCCAAUUCUAUUGCUGAAGCGUUUCAAUCAAUUAAAACUCGACUUGAAAUAAUUACUGCAGGUCUUGAUGACAUAUGUCGCAUUGGAUCAAAUGAAAAUGGUGUUCUUCUACUGAAAGUUCGUUGUGAAAGUAUAAUUAUUGAAAUUGAGCGAGCAAUUGAACAAGGCAAAUCAAAUAUUUUCUUAUUUCAAGAUGGACCAGUUACAAGUGCUGUUAAAGAGGGGAAAAUAUUAGUUUUAGAAGAUAUUAAUGAACCAUCUCAAGCUGUUAUCGAACGUUUAAAUAGUUUAUUCGAAACUGAACCAUCAUUUAUUCUCUAUGAAGAUUUUACUGCUCGAGAAUCCAAAACAACAAAGAUCAAUCCACAGCGCGCAAAAAUUCCAAUCUUGCCAACAUUUCAAGUAUUUGCUACGGUACAUACCGAUGAAAAAACAGAAAACCGUUUACAACUGAGUGCAGCAACACGUUCAAGGAUGACAGAAAUACGUGUUCAACCAUAUGAUAGCAAUGAACUCAAACAAUUAGCAAUGAAAUCAGCAGUGAAUACAAUUGCUGAUAAACAUAUUGAAAAUCAAAUGGCUCAAAUUGUUAAUACUUUAGCUGACGAUCUUGCAACAAAACUUGCUCAAGCAAUGAAAAUUGACUCGUUAGAUUCACGUCACUUUGUUCGAUUUGGUGAAUGUUUACGUUUACAUCUUGAACAUAUGCCAAUCGAACAAGCAGCUGCUAUUUGUGUUAAAUUUUUAUUUCUUGAUAGAAUUAUUGAACCAAAAAAAUCAACGACUUCAAAAGAGCAUUCAUCGAAUUCCAUAUGGCAAAAAGUACUUGCUGCAUUUAAAUUGAAAAAGAAUUUUGUGCCACCAGAUGAAAAAGAUAGUGCUGCACGUGAAGAAAAAGAUUCUAUUACAACUGAUGAAAAUCUUGAAAAGAUAGGCGUUUAUAAAGACCUAAGUCAAUGGUGUACAGUCGAAGAAAUGCUAAUAGUCGACACAGAAACAAAACAAUUACGAGCACAUUGGGGUUUACGGUUGAAGUCAAAUAAUUUAAUAGCACCAUUUGCGCCACAAAUACAAUCCCGUCCGGAAAAUCUUCGUUUCCCUCUUGCUCUGACAAAAUCAGUUUUAGAUAAUAUAUCACGAAUUAUAUUUUCAUUACAUUCAUCCAAUCGACAAUUACUUGCUGGUCCACCAGGUGUUGGUAAAACAAAGAUUAUCGAAGUUUUAGCUAAAAUGUUAGGUUACGAGGUUGUUCGUAUUAAUUUUAGUAGUAAUACAGCAUUUGAAGAUCUUAUUGGCUCAUUCGUACCACGUGUUGUUAAUGGUCAACGAUCAUUUGAAUUUCAAGAAGGCCCAUUAUAUACAUCAUUGAAAACAAAUCGUCGAAAUACAGUUAUUCUACUCGAUGAAUUAAAUUUAGCACGCAAAGAAUUAUUAAAUCAAUUGAUGCCAUUAUUUGCUAAUGAAAAUGAAUUGUUCAUACCAGCAUUAGCGAAAUCAAUUCCAAUCGAUGGUUCAAUUGUUGUAGCCGCUAUGAAUCCAGCAUCGAUUGGUGGUGGACGAGAAAAAUUACCUCGAUCAACUCAAGCACAUUUUAUUCAAGUUCAAUUAUCUACAUUUGAAGUACGUGAACUGAUGUUUAUUACAAUAUCAUUAUUACAUCCGCAUUUGGUUGCUGGUUAUCUAACAGAACAGUUAGUUGAAAAAAUCAAUAUGUUUCAUUAUGAAAUCAGUGAAAAGGCUCGAUUACGACAGAUUGGACGACUGGGUGGACCAUAUGAUUUUAAUCUUCGUGAUAUAGAAAAAUUAUCAAAAUUAAUUGCUGCACAUUCUCUUACACAUCGUGCUCAUAUGAAUCUUUCAGAAGGAGUCACAUCAACAACUACAAAUACAGUAGAUGAUGAUAAUCUACGUAAAAUUGAAGAACAAAACAUUAUUCGUAGUCUACAAGUCUAUCUUGACAUCGUCUAUGCUUCUCGAUUUGAGUAUGUUCAAGAUCAAGAUUUAGUUCGUGAGAUGAUUCGACAAAAGUUUGCAUUGGAUAUCAGUUCGACUACUACGAUAGUUAAUAAUCGUAAAGAACUUAUUGAUAGUGAUUUAAAUCUACAGGGUUGUGCACGUCUUGGAUUUGUGUAUAUUGAAAAGAAAGAAUAUCAAUCAAUUUAUCGGCCUAUAAUUCAUAGUCAAAGAACAUUAGAAAAAUUACAAUUAUUAGCAGCAGCGACAGUUAGUAAGGCAACUGUUUUAAUCGAAGGCGGUGAUUGUUCAGGUAAAACAGCACUUGUCUGUGAAUUAGCUCGAAUAUGUGGACGACGGUUACUUGUUCUAAAUUUAAAUCACGAAACAACAACUUCAGAUUUACUUGGCUCAUGGACUGUGAUUAAUAAACAUUCAUAUGAAAAACGUCGGAAACAUAUCAGUGAACAAUUACUUAGUGAUAUUGUUCGUUUUGCAUUAGCGGUUCUAAUACCGUUAUCACAACAAUUUUAUGAGGUCGAACAACUUAUUCGAACAAUCACACGUUUAAUUCAUCAAUGGGAGCACGGUAAGUGA
Molecule: messenger RNA, 9636 nt
Organism: Rotaria socialis
Lineage: Eukaryota; Metazoa; Rotifera; Eurotatoria; Philodinida; Philodinidae
Source: the annotation of a GenBank genome assembly